Hydractinia symbiolongicarpus is the source of this 1475-nucleotide messenger RNA. RefSeq lists its product as uncharacterized. Lineage: Eukaryota; Metazoa; Cnidaria; Hydrozoa; Anthoathecata; Hydractiniidae. The coding region runs from base 618 to 1475 and encodes 285 amino acids. The transcript is spliced from 4 exons. The record is from RefSeq and is a predicted model, not a curated record.
CCCUUGUGUCUGGAGUUGAAAGAAGUAUGACUUCAUGUCGUCUUUGUUUGAAAGAAUAUAAAACUGUAAGGAAAGUAGACAUCUCUUGUGGCCUAUGGAGUUGCAGAGGCUGCACAAAAUUGGCUUCCAACUCCUUAAUCGUGAUAUUGAUAGUGUUAAUAAUGACGACAGGAAAAAAAAGUGUGUAAAUAGAUCGGUGUGUGACAAGUGCUAUAGAGGAAUAGGAGUACUGGAGAAAGCAAAAGAACUCAGAUUGAGGUGGAAAAACUGUAGAUUUAAACAAAAAUGUAAAUUUGCUGACGAUCAGGUAAUUCAUGAGCGAUUUUUUUGUGUUAUUCUUUUCUUUGCAUCGUUGAUACUAUAUACACUAGUUUUUUUCAUAGAAUGCUUCAGAACUAGAUUCCUUAAAUAUCGUAGUUGAAAACGAGUGCAAACAGGAAAUGGCAAGAGUUGAGCGUGACAAUUUAAUGACAGACGUCUCUGUCGAUGCUUUAGUCAAUUUUAACGAGAGAGGAUGGAAGAACUUUGCCCAAUCCUGUCGGCUGCCAUAAGAGGUGCAGUAGCUGGAGAGAAAGGGUAAGAUCGAUGACUGUCCAAGAGAUACGGAGAGCAACAAAAUGUUACGAAUAUGUUCUAUACGCUUAAUAUUUUACAGGGUAUAUAUUGGACAACAAGUGGCGUGUUUCGGAAUCCUGUUCAAAGCAAGAUAUCAUAAAAGCAGAGCCUGUAUAGUCUCGCAUCGCAAUGACCAGCUGUUCAUUGCCGCUGGUGCUAAGAAGCGGGCGUUUAAAUGGUUCAAUGCCCUUGGUGUAACCAAUAGUUAUCAAACUGCAUUGAACAAAAACGAGAAAUUAGCCUGUAAUCAUGACCAAGACGUUAAAGGUUGGAAAAAUAUGAUAGAAUCCAAUGAUCCGGAGAGUGUUGGGUACCAGAUUAUUGGCGAUAAUCUAGACUACGAAGUUAACGUCAGACACCAAGGAAUCAACAAUCCCAAUAGGAGUCAUCACUGGUUUCAUUACAUAGCUGUUAAAGAUCGCGUGCACCCCUCUCAAGAUCCUAAAAGUUUUGAAGAUUACAGGCGUGCAAGUGUUCUACCAGAUAACCACACGCUCGUGAUGUUGGCAGAUAAUUUCAAGCACUUGGUAACAAGAACUAUCGUAUCCUUCAUACCAGCGUUUGAAUCUUUCAAGAAACAUACGCAGAAACAUAUAGCACAUCCAUUCGUCGAUGAAAUGUCGAAAAAAUCAGAGGUUGUUAGUCUUGGACUGUUGUUGGAGUCGGAAAACACGGCAUCUGGAAUUACUAAGAUCUUACGUCAUAUACAGAAAGAAUAUGUUCCACAAACGAUAAACGAAAACGGAAAAUUAGAGAUACUUCAACCGAUUCCUUUUGGUGGGGACCAAUUGACUGAGGAACGUUCUUAUCAACAUCAUUCGCGCUUUUCUGGAUGGCGAUACCAGCUACGAUCGUAUUGA